Coprinopsis cinerea okayama7#130 is the source of this 600-nucleotide messenger RNA. RefSeq names its product vesicle membrane protein with acyltransferase activity. Gene Ontology annotation, cellular component: Golgi apparatus; membrane. Gene Ontology annotation, biological process: endoplasmic reticulum to Golgi vesicle-mediated transport. The transcript has 4 exons. The coding region runs from base 1 to 600 and encodes 199 amino acids. Gene Ontology annotation, molecular function: SNAP receptor activity. NCBI's taxonomy places the organism in Eukaryota, Fungi, Basidiomycota, Agaricomycetes, Agaricales, Psathyrellaceae. The record is from RefSeq and is a predicted model, not a curated record.
AUGAAGAUUUUCUCGAUAGCUAUUCUGCAGGCUCCUCCAGGCGGCGCUGCCACAGUCCUCUCCUCAGCCAGUGACUUGAGUUCAUUCAGUUUCUUCCAACGCGGGGCCAUCCAGGAGUUCAUGACGUUCUUCACCAAGACCGUCGCAGAACGUACAAGCUCUGGACAGCGCCAGUCUGUCCAAGAGAAGGAGUACACAUUCCAUACCUACAACCGCGGGGGGCCAGAGCAAAUCGCAGCUGUCUUGAUCUGUGACCAGGAAUACCCCGUCCGACCUGCAUACUCGUUACUUACCAAAGCCUUGGACGACUUCACCAGCAAAGUUCCCCAGUCAUCCUACUCCAACCCCAGCUCCAUCUCUUUCCCGGAAAUAGAUGUCUACAUCCAGAAGUAUCAAGAUCCUCGUCAGGCGGACACCAUUAUGCGAGUUCAGCAAGAACUGGACGAAACCAAGAUUGUCCUCCACAAAACAAUAGAAUCAGUGUUGCAGCGUGGAGAGAAACUUGACAAUCUCGUGGACCGAUCGAAUGCACUGUCAGCCCAGAGCAAGAUGUUCUACAAGACGGCUAAGAAGCAAAAUUCAUGCUGCACUAUUAUGUGA